CCUCUCAAAUUAUAUUUUACGCGGCCACACUGAUCCUGAAAAAAAGUGAAGAGUCAGGCAAUAAAGAAUUGCUAAUAAAUAAAUAACCCAGUAACUAGCAAUCAAAUCAACUACAGAAUGUCGGCAGCAAUUGGAUCAAUUCCGCCUCCAGUUUCCUGGGCACAGCGCAGCGACUUGGUCUAUGUGAUCAUCGAUGUUGAGUGCAAGGACAUCGAACAGAACUUCUGCUUUGCCCGCAGAGUGACGGAGAACAGCUUCACCUUCAAGGGUGUGAACGCGCUGGAUGCGUCUAAGAAAUACGAGGUCACGCUCAACUUCUUCGGAACGGUUGAUCCCGGGAAAGUGACCAGCAAGAACAUUGGGCGUUGCCUAGAAUUCACAAUACCAAAGAAGGCGAGCGGACCCUUCUGGCCCAGUCUGACCACGGACAAGACGAAGCUGCACUUCCUUAAGGCCAACUUUGCCAAGUGGCGCGAUGAGUCCGAUGACGAGGAAGCAGGUCAGGCCAAAGACAAUGGAAUGUUUGGCAACUUCCUGAAUGACUCUGGUGUUGAUUGGAACAAAAAAUUCGACGACUUCAAUGUUGACGAUGAGGAGGAGGACUCCGAUGACAACAUCCCUAGCCUUUCCCAGAACGAUGAGGAAGAGGAGGAGACCGGCGAGGGUGACAAGAAGAAGCCGGCUGCUUAGAAAGUUUGCCGAGGUCAAGCAUUUUGGAGUAGUCGUAGCGUUAGCCGAGGCGUUUAUACCAUUAAGUCCACACGAACACACCAACACUCACACUCUCUCCCCCCACACACAACACACAAAAACACCAAUCAACACAUCCAAAUAAAAACAUCCACAUACGCAUGCGUAUAUACACUAUUCCAAAAAGAAUCACCCAUUUAACUUAACUGAAUAUUGGCUGCGUGUUCAGGUGAGGAGAGAGAUGUUAACAACAGAAAGUAAAACGGAACAAGAAACGAAACAUUUUGAGCCGACAAGAAAACCAUAAGUUUUACGCUAGAAUAUAAUAACAACAAACAGAGGAAAGCUACAACCAAU
Molecule: messenger RNA, 1047 nt
Organism: Drosophila miranda
Lineage: Eukaryota; Metazoa; Arthropoda; Insecta; Diptera; Drosophilidae
Gene: p23
Exons: 4
Coding region: 118-690 (190 amino acids)
Biological process (GO): protein folding; chaperone-mediated protein complex assembly
Cellular component (GO): nucleus; cytosol
Molecular function (GO): protein-folding chaperone binding; Hsp90 protein binding
Source: RefSeq, a predicted model, not a curated record